Messenger RNA from Naegleria fowleri, 891 nucleotides. RefSeq lists its product as uncharacterized. Bases 1 to 891 code for a protein of 296 amino acids. The transcript has a single exon. Lineage: Eukaryota; Heterolobosea; Eutetramitea; Acrasida; Naegleriidae. The record is from RefSeq and is a predicted model, not a curated record.
AUGAGGGGCACUGCACGUUUGUUGUUAGUCAUAACAGCCUUUCUCUUUCUAACAGCCGCUCUCGUAACUGUGGCAAGCACACCACCUCAAUCUGACGAGAGGCCGUUGAAACACAUCGAUACCUGCAUGAAGACAUGUAAGGUCAGAAAGAACAACUGCCCAAGAAGUAACAAACUUGUCCCCAAAUGUUGGAAAUCAAAGCCUUAUUGUGUUGUGCGUCGUCUCAUUCGUAACAAGACGAAACAACUCAAGAAAGUGAAGCACGGUAUUCGACAUAUCAAAACUCUGAUCCGUGCAGUCAAGUACAACAUGUAUGGUGAUUCACGCUCUCCAAGCUAUGUUCAAAGCCAACAGAGUGUCAUGAGAGAAUUGAAAGCUGUAGCAUCCACACUCCGUUUUGAACUUGAGGCUCUUCUCAGAAGAAGAACAAGUCUCCGAGAAAGAAGAAGGGUUUCUAUGGGGCAUGGAAGAAAGCGACAAGCUCCAAGAAGAAAAGCCCAACGCAAAGCUGGUCGUAAGAACUCAAAGCACUCCAGAAGAAGCAGAAGAUUAAGACCAAUCGAUUCAUCAAUUAGAGUCCAACAGAAAAAGAGAAGAUCUAGAAAGGCCGAUACUUCAUCUGUGGAGGAGAGACAAGCGAAGGAAGAGUCCACCAUCAUCACCCCAAAUCGUCUCAAAACAACCGUUUGGGAAAGAGAACGAUCAAAUCAACAACAAAAGUCCUCUCCUCGAGAGAGCCCUAAUGAGAGUACUUCUACAUCUCGAUCCACAGAAGUUGCGAAAGAGGGACCGUCUUUCUCAUCUACUCCUGGAAAGACCUUCUUCGAGACAAUUACAGCAAAGCGCAUCAACAAGAAGGGAGAAGAAAAACAAGAUGAGGAAGCAACGUAG